Messenger RNA from Aspergillus japonicus CBS 114.51, 852 nucleotides. RefSeq names its product proteasome maturation protein. Bases 96 to 641 code for a protein of 181 amino acids. Lineage: Eukaryota; Fungi; Ascomycota; Eurotiomycetes; Eurotiales; Aspergillaceae. The record is from RefSeq and is a predicted model, not a curated record. Gene Ontology annotation, cellular component: cytoplasm; nucleus. The transcript is spliced from 3 exons. Gene Ontology annotation, biological process: proteasome assembly.
AUCCCAUCCAUCUUCUCUUCUCUCGCUUGACAACCUACACCAGCUACUCGAUCAUUGACCAUCUCCAAACAAAACACAACCACACCACCGCCACAAUGUCCCUCCGCAUAGCCCCGCCAGCCGCCCACCCAACCUCAACGAGCAACACGACGACCCGCACGCCCGCCGCGCUCACCCUCCCGCACCCGUCGAACGGCGCCCCCUCAGCCCCGGGCCUCCCCGACACGCUCCGGAACAACCUGACGCUGCCGGCGGCGCGGGGCCCGCCGUCGGCGCAGACGGCGACGCCCAGCUCGGCCCACCCGCUCGAGGCGCGCCUGCUGGCGUGGCGGGCGACCCAGGAGGCGCUGAAGAUGGAGUCGCUGCGGCGGGCGUACGGCAUCGCCGAGCCCAUCCGCCGCGGCAUGGAGCUGAAGAUCGUGCGGGAUGGGUCGUUCCGCCCCGCCGUCAUGGGGGGUACGCAGAACGUGCACGAGGACAUCUUGGUGCUUGGCGGACGGGAUACCGAGGUCGGGUGGGAGGAUAUCUUUAAGGGUAGGUCCUUUGCUUUUGCUUUUUCUUUUCUGUCGUGGUGGGGCGAUGAGUUCCGUGAACCCCCGACUUUCCAUGAUGAGAUGGAGAAGAGAUUGCGGAUGGAUUAGAGCAUAGAUCGGGUUGAUCGGGUUGACGGUUGAGGGUAUUCGUGCUAUGGUAUCGUUUUUUUUAUAGGUUUCUAUGUUCUUUUAACGGUUCUACUGAAUGGGAUGGUGUUUCAUAUUAUAAAUGAGGAGGUGGAGCAGUCAGCGUUGGUGGCAGCAGCCUCUCAGACAGUAGAAAAUGGACUAGCAACAACCCAUAUACCCAUAGGUCUGC